Leptosia nina is the source of this 1809-nucleotide messenger RNA. The record is from the annotation of a GenBank genome assembly. NCBI's taxonomy places the organism in Eukaryota, Metazoa, Arthropoda, Insecta, Lepidoptera, Pieridae.
AUGGCGUGUAAGAGACUGAUCUUCGUUUGGGCGGUCUGGCUGGCGUUGCCCCUGGCAACCGGCCAUCUCAAUGUGCUUAUCAGCCAAGCAGAAGUAAUGAAACUUUUAGGCCUGGAUGCAGAAUUGUACUACGUGAGAGAAGGAGUAGUGAAUAACUAUGCUACGGGGUUCGUUGUGCCUGUACCAGCUCAUAUAGCAGACUUAGAAUUCAUGUGGCAAGCUUUGGGAAGAAGACCGCUGCCGUACGUUAUGGGAAUAGAUUAUGACGUCAGAGCGGCUAGGAGCGCCAUGCUGCCGCCACAAGUUAAUAUCUCGGAAAGAGGCUUCGUUCCUACAACGCUACAAACCUUUAGAGUGCGUCUACCGUGCACGGGAGCCAUCAGCGAAGAGAUCCUUGUCACGAUACAAUUGAAUAUUUCCUCCCCGGAACGAGCCAACAAGGAUGUUAGGCUGCUCUUUAAAAGGAAUAAAAUCUGUUUGGCUGGUGUGUCAACAAUUGUUACGCGCAACGAGACUGCCAGAUUAGCCGGUGACGCCUCCCACAGUUCAGGGGGAGUGUUGUUUGCUGCUGGGGGCUGUGCGGCAGCCGCCCUUGCUCUGCUGGCAGGAGCCGCAGCAGCAGGAACGUUAUACAAACGAGGGAACAAAGCCAGACAUCAUGAUUCUAUACAUACAUCAUACACUACAGCAGCAUACGGUAGCCACCAGAACGUAUUAUUACGAUUGGAUACACUCGGCCGCCCGCCCAGCUCCACUGGUUCUUACGCUACUAUCGCUAGUCUACAUAAGUUCCCCUUUGGUAGUCGAAGAUCGCCAUCUCCAUAUGCGACCACACACAUUGGAGAGCACGUGUAUGCGAAGCCGGAUUCCCGUGUAUCCUACUAUGCAGCCUCCAAUUUAACACAUGUCUCUCAGCAAACAAUAACUAAGGACCGCAUAACGGACCCAGCAGAACAACUUAGACUGCUGACUACUCCUCGGACAAAUAUUCGGCUGGAAAUUCUCGUGCAUGAAGGCACUUUUGGUAGAAUUUAUAAAGGGGUAUUCAAGCGAGGAGAUACCUACGAGGAGGUGUUGGUGAAGACAGUUUCAGACGCUGCAUCGGCAAUGCAAGCUGCAUUAUUGGUUGCCGAAGGUCUAAGGUUCUUUGGUCUAGUCCAUUCCAAUGUACUCUCACCGAUGGCAGCCUGUGCCGAAGAAGCCAGAAAACCUCUAUUAGUAUAUUGUUGUGUAUCACAUUCUUCUAAUCUUAAGAGAUUCUUAACAUCAUGUCGACUCGGUCAGCAAGCUGCGCCGGCGACGCGGGAGCUGGUGGAUUUAGGAGCACAACUCGCGUGUGGUCUCUCGUACUUACACGUGCAACGAGUAGUCCACGCUGAUGUUGCUUCUAGGAAUUGCAUAGUGGACGAGAAAUUAAGACUGAAAUUGACAGACACCGGUCUAUCUAGGGAUCUUUUCCCAGAUGACUACCAUUGUCUGGGUGACAACGAGAACAGGCCCGUCAAAUGGAUGGCCCCGGAAGCUCUUCUUCAUAACCAGUAUACCACAGCUGCAGAUGUGUGGUCUCUGGGAGUGACGUUAUGGGAAUUGGCGACUCUGGGUGCUUCCCCCCUAUCAGAGCUAGACCCAGCCGAUGUUGGUGCAUUUCUUAGUGGUGGCUACCGACCGGCGCAACCUCACAACUGUCCUGACGAAAUGUAUGGUUUAAUGAGUUGGUGUUGGACGACGUCUGCCGCCGCCCGCCCAACCGCGCCGCAACUUCUAGCUGCUCUACACGACUUUAGACAAGCCCUUAGUACUUAUAUCUAA